AUGAAUCCGACAUUGCAACGGCUCAAUGUACGGACUGUGAAAGGAUCCCAGAACAAAAUGUCGAGAGGAUCCCGAAACUCAGAGCGGUUCAGUAGCUCGCCUGUGAGACAAAGCCAAAGUGAAACUGAAGAUGAAAAAUCGACCUCUGCGAAAGCAUCGUCCAGAUUUUCGGGUUCUCCACAGCGUACACCAAUUGAUCCUAAAAUUUUGGAUGAAUCUAAGCUUAAAGACCUUAUUUCUCAAGAAAGUAGUGUGGAAACUCGACCUUCAAACUACGGAAAAAGGAGACACUCUUCCUUGAACAAUGACGGAGGCAUACAGCUGGUCGAACAAGAGGUAGACGAAAACGAUUUACAAGCCACACGUCAAAUGCGCAAUUCGGGGGAAAGCUUACUGGAUGCUAAGAUGUUCGACCUCGACGACGGCACACCGACUUACGAAAGUCCCGGAAAGUCAACACGGAAACUCAGAAAAAGUAGCGCUUUGGUCGCUGAACGAGAAAAGUUUGAUCAUAUUUUGAGUGUGCGGCUUCGAUUUAUGCGAAAUUACAAGGUGCCGCCGGUGUUGUUUGCUGAUGAACUAAUGCAAAAGAUAGAAAAACACCUUUCCGUAGUGGAACAGGUCUUAGGCGGCAAGCAAGGUUCCUUAUUUUACGAUAACGCACGCAAAGCUUAUAAAGGGUCUCAAAAAGCGGUUUUGAGUGUCAGCGAAUUUCGAAAACUCGACCUGAAUCACUUCACAGCAGGAUACUACGGCAUUAAAAGGCAAAUGCGGGUCGCGAUCGAGAUAUUGCACCGCAACAAGCGCCUACUUGAGAGGAAAAAUGGCGAGGUACUGAAGUGGUGGGGGCCGCGAGAUUUUGCUCAGUACGUUCUGGCGCCAGAGGUGUUAUGUGCGCUGUGCCGCGAGGAGAUGCAACUCCAGAGCAUCGAAGAUGCGUAUGAUAUUAUGGAAAACACCACCGAGUUUGGCCACGUAGUCGCAGACGAGGAUCCCUUGGACCAGUGGGACGUGCCUGCGGAAAAUGACAAGCUGCAGAGGCUGGGCCUCGGAAAGGAGUAUUACAGCAUGACAUAUAGACGAGAAUGGCUGGAGCAGGAGAGCAAUAGCGACGACGAGGACUAG
Molecule: messenger RNA, 1125 nt
Organism: Lachancea nothofagi CBS 11611
Lineage: Eukaryota; Fungi; Ascomycota; Saccharomycetes; Saccharomycetales; Saccharomycetaceae
Source: the annotation of a GenBank genome assembly